Messenger RNA from Spodoptera littoralis (African cotton leafworm), 831 nucleotides. The record is from the annotation of a GenBank genome assembly. NCBI's taxonomy places the organism in Eukaryota, Metazoa, Arthropoda, Insecta, Lepidoptera, Noctuidae.
AUGUACGUGUGCGAGGGCGCCGGCGCCGGCUCGCGCUACGAGUGCGCCUUCGAGCCAGGCCACCACAUGGAGCAGCCACCCUUCGACGACCACAUGUUCGGCGAGUUCGGCAAGGAGCACCACGUGCAGGUGGUGGUGGGCGAGAUCAGCGAGCUAACUACUUUUACGGCGUAUCAACUAGAGGAAUUAGAACGAGCGUUUGAGCGCGCACCAUACCCUGAUGUGUUCGCAAGAGAAGAACUGGCUCUUAAACUUAACUUGUCUGAAUCACGAGUGCAGGUCUGGUUCCAAAAUCGAAGAGCGAAAUGGCCGUUCCCUCAGAAUGGCCUCCCUGCUCCAUCUGACUCCUGGUCGUACCAGCACCCCUAUGAAAUAUCCUCGCACCAUCUUCUGUCAUCAAGCAGUGCUGGAUAUCCAAGUUUCAACACACAGCCGGCAGCGUAUUCUUACACGACCGUCCUCAAUGGUCACGACGGACAAAUGUUCGCUCCGAGGCACUCCUACGAAUACGGAGAAGGUAGUCCGCCUCCGUUGGGAGUCCGCGAUUACCCGAUGAUGGCAGCUCAUUCGCCACAGAUGGAGGCACAUUCACAUGACGAAAAGCUCGAGUAUCGUUCGCACGAGCACGAGGACAAGUACCCGGCGUGUGCGCUGCAGGAGGAGCCGCCGCGGUACGCUGCGCCUGGGGAGGAGUACGACAAGUGCGCACUGGUCGCACACGAUAAGCAUUACGAAAUGGAGCGCCACUCUGACCUCACGCAGCCUGUCGUCGUCAAGAUGGAGCCCAGCAGCGGCCAGGCUUACACCACGCUGCCCCCUUUUUUGAACUGA